Diaporthe citri is the source of this 1536-nucleotide messenger RNA. RefSeq lists its product as uncharacterized. Bases 1 to 1536 code for a protein of 511 amino acids. The record is from RefSeq and is a predicted model, not a curated record. Gene Ontology annotation, cellular component: cytoplasm. Gene Ontology annotation, molecular function: cystathionine beta-synthase activity; cysteine synthase activity. Lineage: Eukaryota; Fungi; Ascomycota; Sordariomycetes; Diaporthales; Diaporthaceae. The transcript is spliced from 3 exons.
AUGGUGGAGCUGCCUCGGAAGCUCAACCCAUUCUACGAAGAUGGCGUCAGGAUUUACGCAAAGAUGAUGGGCACUUUGCCAGCCAAUAAUGUCAAAUCCCUUCCAGCCUUGAACAUGCUACAGUCCUCGGUGAAGCCCGACACCACCAAGACCAUCGUAGAGUACAGUUCGGGCUCUACUGUCAUCUCGAUGUCGCUCAUCGCUCGGGCGCUGUACGGGAUCACCGACACCCGGGCGUUCCUAAGUAACAAGACCUCAUGGACAAAACUGCAGCUGAUGAGAUUCUUUGGUCUGAAUAUCACCUUGUUUGGUGGACCGUCUCAGCCAGAACCUUUGGACCCGCGUGGUGGCAUAUUCAGAGCAGAGAAAAUGAGCACUGAAAGUGGCGAGGAGGUGGUGAAUCCCAACCAGUACGCAAACGACGCGAACUGGAAGGCACACGUUCGUUGGACUGGCCCACAGAUUCUCACCCAGCUGCCAGAGAUCAAUGUCUUCUGCUGUGGUAUGGGUACCUCCGGGACAAUGACUGGGAUCGGGACCUAUCUCAAGGAGGCAAAGCCUUCGGUAACGCGGGUCGGAGUCUGCACCAAAGCCGGGGAUCGAGUUCCCGGUCCUCGCUCCUACGCCCUCAUGUCACCCGUUGAGUUCCCCUGGCGUGCCGCUGUGGACACCAUCGAGGAAGUCGGCUCGCCGGAAUCAUAUAAACUGUCUCUUGAACUGUCGCGCGAGGGUCUUAUUUGCGGGCCUUCGUCUGGGUUUAACCUACAAGGCUUGUACAACUAUAUCCAAAAGCAAAAGUCCAACGGCACACUGGAGACUCUCCGAGGAGACGAUGGGAAUGUCCAUUGCGUCUUCAUGGCUUGUGACCUGCCAUACCAGUAUCUGGGCGAGUAUUUCGACAAGCUGGGCGAGGAGGUCUUCCACCCUCUGGUCAACCAAAACUUACUCGGCGUAGACACCUACAGAUACGAUGAGGCUUGGGAAGUGGAUCAAAAGAGUUUCUCCGACAUUUUGUACUCGUCCGCUGCCUGCGAGGUGUUCACAGCAAGUCCUAGUCUUGCAUCCGAGAACGUCAUCUUGGACCUCCGAACAGCGGAAGCCUUUGCCGAUCACCACCUCCCGGGCGCAAUAUCCCGGCCCUUGAGCUCAUACGACUCCUCUACACCCUCACCCUUCUCUGACCCUAAGGUCCUGGAAAUGCAAUGGAAAGAGGUCGAGUCUGUUUUCGACCUCACAACGAUUGGGCUUCUGAAGCGAGCGGGAUGUGUGUGGUUGGUAUGCUACGGGGGAGAUACAUCUCGAGUGGCCACUAGUGUUCUGAGAGCUAAAGGGGUCUCAGCGAACAGCCUCAAAGGCGGCAUGUUGGCUUUGAUGUCUGCCGCAAGGAGUGGCAAAGGAGGCCGAACUGACAGCGUUGACUCUGGUGUUGGACUGCACAACGCUUCUUCUGACGAGGAAAGAUGCCCAGCCGGAGACUCGCUGACGGAAAAGAGUCAUGUGCCGGAGCUGGCGAGAGUUCAAAUUCCACAGGCUUGA